This is a messenger RNA of Cyphellophora attinorum, 2706 nucleotides long. RefSeq lists its product as uncharacterized. The coding region runs from base 1 to 2706 and encodes 901 amino acids. The transcript has 2 exons. The record is from RefSeq and is a predicted model, not a curated record. NCBI's taxonomy places the organism in Eukaryota, Fungi, Ascomycota, Eurotiomycetes, Chaetothyriales, Cyphellophoraceae. Gene Ontology annotation, biological process: fungal-type cell wall biogenesis; transmembrane transport.
AUGAUCAAGACGUCGGCCCGUGGAGCGCGAUGCGUUGCGCUUCUGCUGUCCAUCCUCUCGAUCCUCAAUGUAUGCCUGGCGCAGGCUGAUCCGACCGUACACGAUGGCCACCUGUGGGUGCCAUACACGAGCGAUCAAGGCACUGUCUGGCUCCAAGAUGAUCGCCAGCCGUCACUGUAUACGCAAGAAUUCGGCGACUGCCAGGGCGACUCGUUGUUGAACGUCAGUCGCUUCGAUGCCGCAUACUACAAAGACAACAUGACGGUGCUCUUCCAUCUCGAAGGAAGUUCUGCGUUGGCCAAUGAGAGCGUCAUUCUCUAUAUCGGCGUGUUUGCUUACGGCGAAUCGAGAUUCAACCUCACCUUUGACCCGUGCUUUGCCAACAUCAAGAGUCUCUGUCCCAUGAACGCAUCAGUCCCGAUACAGGCCAAUGGCAUCAUCCCUGUUGCACCAGCCGACGUUGCCAACAUACCACCGAUAGCUCUGACGAUACCUGACUUUGAAGGCCAAGCUAUUCUGCGUGUCUUCGCCAACUCGACUCAGUCGCAGAUCGGCUGCUUCUCUGCCGUCAUCACCAAUGGAGGUUCUUUUUCGCACCCAGCUGAGGUUGGAUCCACUCUAGGUGCUUUCGCCUUCAUUGCAUUUGCUUCCUCUGUGGCUGUAGCAAUCUACGGCGAGAAUUAUUCGGAAACGAGGAAGCACUAUGCGCAUUCCUUGUCUGUGCUGGUGGUGUUUGCCGUUUUCCACCACAUCUAUUUCACGGGCGCACUCUCCAUGAACUGGCCGAGCGUUUUGGUUGCUUGGUGGAGCAACUUUGCAUGGGCAGCUGGCCAAAUCUACAGUCGGCCGAUGCAGAAUAGCAUAAAUAGAUUCAUUGGCAGCAAUGCUGGCAACAUCAGUAUGGUCGGCUCCGCUCCGAAUGGACAGAAUCAACCUGGCCUAGGAGGUGGCUUCUCGAUCACUUCGAUAUACCGACGCGCCCUCGAUUCAUUACAGCACUCAAAUCCUCCGGUGAAGCGAGCGUCGGAGAAUGGAGUCGUUCAGUUUGGCUGGUAUGGUCAACCAGUCCUGCCUGGUCUGCCGCUUCCUGGCAAUUACAGCGGCUUCGCAGGGACUCUCGCACCUCAGGGUAUUCCCGCUUCCAAUGCCUUCAUGACCGGGUUUUUGUGGUUCUUGAUGCUACUGGCUCUCCUAACAGGUGCAAUGACCAUCUUGAAAUGGAGUAUUGAGGCUGCAAUCAAGAUGAAGAUCAUGCGCACUGACAGAACGGACGACUUUCGGCAUUUUUGGGGCCGCUACAUUGGUAUCACGCUGCUACGCGCAUGCUUUAUCGCCUUCUUCAUGAUGAUCUUUUUGACCGUAUUCCAGUUCACACUUGGAGGUUCGGCUGGAGUGCUUGCGGUAGCCGCAAUCGUUUUUGCGAUAUUCCUGGUCGGCAUGCUCGGGACAGCAGCAUACGCACUGUACUAUAAGCUUAGACACGAUAAGUUCGUAUCACAGACCGGCACCAUCAAUCUCGAGCGAGCAGCCAUCGAAUCGGCCGCUUCUGAUGAAGAGAAAGCCACCAAGUCGAAGCUAUCGAUGCCCAUACGCCGAUUCUAUUUCACAGACGCCGAUUCUGAUCGCCCACACGUCCACGACGAUCUUGACUACCUUACCAAAUUCGGCUGGCUUUCGGCUCGCUACAGGAGAUCCAAAUGGUGGUUCUUCUCGUUCUGGCUUUUCUACGAGCUCGUCAGAGCCUGUAUACUUGGCGGCGCGGCUGGUCAUCCCCAGAUUCAGGUCUUUGCGCUUCUCGUGUGGGAAAUCUUGGCCUUCAUUGCUGUUAUCUGGCUCAGACCGUUCGAAAGCAACAGGCUGAACUUGCUAAUGGUCUAUCUGUUGGGCUUCAGCAAGGUUGCGACAAUUGCACUCUCAUCGGCCUUCGAUCCACGUUUUGGACUGAGCCGUAUCCUCACGACCGUACUGGGAAUAGUCAUUAUCGUCAUCCAAGGCAUUCUCACUAUAACCUUAAUGGUGUUCAUCCUGGUCGGUGCUGUGACGAGCUACAUGUCUAUCUUCCGCCAUCGUGAGGAGAUACGACCAAGAUCGUGGAACAAGAACAAGGAUCGAUACUUCAAGCAUCUCAACCACAAAGAUACUGAUCGACCGCGGCCACCACCGCCGCCUCCACCACCAGAGCCGGUGGUUCCCAAAGAGCCGUACUUCUCCGUGAAAGAAGUGAGGAGGGAAAUGAAGAUCGAGGAUGAGGAUACGGAUGAGACCGAAGUAGGUCAGCCACAGGAGAUCAUCGAGGAUAUUCCACUGCCCAAGUCACCAUCACGAACAAUGUCAAUGAGAUCUAGCUACUCAAAUCUGCCAUAUGGUGCGCGGCAACACCGGGUGAGCUGGACAGCAAAGGACUUCCAAGCUCUCGAACAAGUCAAUGCUGCCCUGUCGAGCGAGCGAAUGAGUCAGGAUUAUGCGAGGGAGGCCGCCGCGCGACAUCGUGCCUCGAGUCUUCGCGGUCCUCACCCAAUGGACCGCGGAAUGAGCGGGUCGAGCUCAGGCAAUGUAACAGGCCACAGACGCGCUCAAUCGCUGACAUCAGCUCUGAUUCGACCUGCUCCGCCACAGCGCAGUGCCUCGAUCGUUCCAGAAGAGACAGACAUCAUUGCGCCGGCAGGACGCGACGUACCGACCGGCACCACAUCUACUCACACCUAA